Messenger RNA from Prorocentrum cordatum, 1772 nucleotides. Lineage: Eukaryota; Dinophyceae; Prorocentrales; Prorocentraceae. The record is from the annotation of a GenBank genome assembly.
AUGGUGUGGGACCUCUGCCUGUUCGCGGGCGGCAGCUGCGCGGGCGCGGCGCUGCUCAUGGAGGUGCAUCCGCCGGCCCGCGACUGGGACGCGGUGCGGCCGCUGCACGUCUGGCGCUGCGACUCGCAGGAUCUGGAGAACUUCCUCGACACUGGGUCGAGCGAGUUCCACUGGAACGCGUCCGACGAGGCGUGGAGGGCCGUCUCGGAGGAGAGCUACCACCAGCCCUACGAGGUCUCGCAGCUCUGGUGGCUGCCGCUGUGCGGGCAGGUGAAGGUGGACUGCGCGCUCGGCUACACGGGGUCCGUCAAGGUCGGGUGCAGCGCCAAGGGCCAGUACCAGCGGCUCAAGGGCCGCUGCAGCGAGGCGACCUGCAAGGGGGAGACGAUCCCCGCCGUGCCGAACGCGCAGCAGGGGUGCUGGGACAGCGAGGUGGUGAGCACCAUCGUGCACGGGAAGAACUGCACCUACACCUGCAACCCUGGUUUCCGGGGGCAGCCGGUGGCCAAGUGCGGGAACGACGGCGCGUGGAGGCUGUCCGGCGAGGAGUGCUCGCAGGUCUUCUGCGCGGCCGCCCCGAGGCUGGAACACAUGACCCUCGUGAAGGACGUCACGCACGCCGCGGUGGGCGCGCGGGUGGACUACACGUGCGAGGACGGCUACUGGCCCGAGACCGCAGACGACACAGUGCACGCGGUGUGCGAGAUGUCCGGUGAGUUCGUCCUGAAGGGCAGCUGCAAGAUGGGCUGCCGCGACGACGCCCUGCCAGCUUUCGACAAUGCCGAAAAGCCAGUGCCACCCAGACGCUUCGUGGACGGCAUGGAGGUGAAUUACACCUGCGGGGAGCACUACGGCGCCGACCUCCGGGAGGGCGGGCGCGUGUACGCGAAGUGCGGGGCAGACGGCGAGAUCACGAGGCACGGCAGGUGCGUCGAGGUCUGCCGCAGGCCCUCCGGCCUGGAGCUCGCCGAGCGCCACGCGACGGACGCCGUCACGUACGCGCAGGUGACCGUUGGGACGGACCUCAAGUUCGAGUGCAUCCCGGGCUACCUCGGCUCCAUCACCGCCACGUGCAGCUCCGGAGGUGUCUACACUUGGGAGGGGCGCUGCAAGAUCUUGUGCAAGGCGAUCCGCGAGGUGCGCCACGCCAAGCCCCUGGACGAGUCGCUGGAGUUCGGGGGCGGCAAGGUCCUGGACUACAGGUGUCAGGGCGGCUUCACCGGCCAGUUUCGCGCCGUCUGCGGCGAGCAGGACGGCGAGUGGAGAUUCCAGGGGCCGAGCCAGAAUCCGCAGUGCAAGGCGGUGGGCUGCAAGGACCUGAGCUCCUUCCUGGACGAGACUUUGCCCGACUCGUGGAGGGACACCAUGGAGGUAGACGAGACCCUGCACGUGUUCGAGGAGUCCGAGCAGGACGUCGUCACGCUCCGGUGCAGGCCGGGGUACCAGGGCCACCCCGGGGCGGCCGUUCGCGCUCUGCAUCCACGCGGAGCAGCGUUGGGAGUACAGAGGUUCGUGCGCCAAGAUCAGCUCUGGCAGCGUCGCUGGCCCCAUGGCUGGCGGCGUCGUGCUGGGCGGCGGCGCGGCCGCGGCCGGGUUUGCGGUGUACAGGGUCUGGCUUCUGCGCCAGGCGGCUGCAGCCCAGGCGCGGCUGGGCCCCAGCUCCGCCAGGGCGGUCCCGCUGGUGCCGCCGCCGCCGCGCGCCUGACGCCGUGCCCGCGGCCCCGGCCCCCCCCCCCAUGGGCGGCGCGUGCCGCUCCCGCCGAGGGCCUCCU